Molecule: messenger RNA, 1185 nt
Organism: Zingiber officinale
Lineage: Eukaryota; Viridiplantae; Streptophyta; Magnoliopsida; Zingiberales; Zingiberaceae
Product: E3 ubiquitin-protein ligase GW2-like
Exons: 8
Coding region: 199-975 (258 amino acids)
Cellular component (GO): cytoplasm
Source: RefSeq, a predicted model, not a curated record
CGUAAUUAUUAGGCACCGUAGGCAGCAUUGAUACUGUCUUCCGCUUCACUUCAUUCUCCGCUCCGACCACCACCACCACCGCUGCCACUUUGCUUGCUUCGCCCGCUUCGCGGUUCAAAAAAGCUCCCUCUUUUUCGCCUCCCGAUUUCUGAUAAUACGAUCCGUCCCUUGUGUGGAGAGCGAAGGGGGGGCCGACGGAUGGGGAAUAGGAUCGGCAGCGGCAGGCGGCGGCGGCCGGUCGAGGAUCGCCUCACGCGGCCGCAGCGCCUCGUCCGACAGCCGGACGACGUGGACUACAACAAGCUCCGGAAGCUCAUUCUCGCCCGGAAGCUCGCCCCUUGCUUCGACGCCCUCGACGAACCCUGUCUCCGCGACGACCUAGAGGAAUGCCCGAUCUGCUUCCUCUACUUUCCCAGCCUGAAUCAAUCUCGGUGCUGCUCCAAAUGCAUUUGCACUGAGUGUUUCCUGCAGAUGAAGCCUUCUGUUGCGGAUCAUCCUGUUCAAUGCCCAUUCUGCAAGGCUUCCUGCUACGCAGUUGAAUAUCGCGGUGCUAGAACUGAGGAAGAGAAGUCCCAAGAAAAAGCUGAAGAGCAAAAGGUUAUUGAGGCGAAACUAAAGAUGCAAUGUGAAUCUCAAAAUUUGGAGAAAGUUAUGCCCUCGGGUCAUAUUGCACAUCUCCUAGGAGCAUCACAUGUUAAGGAAAUGCCUGAUUUUGAUUGCUCUCUGAUACAGGAGAAUCAUCAUCAUCUCAGUUGCUCUCGCCAAGAUUAUAAUGACAGGAACGAUAACCUUCGAGUAAAUCUUGAGGAAAUUAUGAUCAUGGAAGCAAUAUGGGAUUCUUUUCACGUGAAGGAUUCAUCUGCAAACAUACUUCCAAGAACAUCCGAUGGAAGUUGUUCUCAUCAACCAAAAAGAAGUCUGUCACUCGUCGAGUGUUUAGCCAACUCUCUUGAUCUUGAUUCAGAUGAAGAGUAAACAGGAUAUUUUUAUAGUUAAUUGUCUUGUCUCUAUUAGAUAUAAAACCGUGGUCAUUUUAUCAUAUGUUUUUUUAUCUAAAAUGAAAGAAUCACCUUUUAUUUGUUGAUACAUGUAUAUAAGAUUAUAUUCUACUGAAAAUGAACAACUGUAACUAACUGGAUUUUGUGUGUGUGUGUGUGUAAUCACAAAUAUUUGAUGGUGGAUUCU